Closterium sp. Yama58-4 is the source of this 2418-nucleotide messenger RNA. NCBI's taxonomy places the organism in Eukaryota, Viridiplantae, Streptophyta, Zygnematophyceae, Desmidiales, Closteriaceae. The record is from the annotation of a GenBank genome assembly.
AUGUACCAAUCGCUGGCGUCCAGGUCAGCAGCGGCGGGCGCCAGCAAGGCGAUGAGGCGGCAGCAGCGCAAGGAGCGGCAGCGGGCAGCAGAAAUAGCCGAGGCCGGGGGGGUGCGCAGUCAGAUUUCCUCUGGGAGCAUCGCUGUUGGGUCUGUUUUUGAGUCGACUCAAAAGCAGCGCAAGGAGCGGCAGCGGGCAGCAGAGAUAGCCGAGGCCGGGGGGGUGCGCAGCCAGCUUUCAGUUGGGAGUGCUGCUGUGGAGGUGGCUGGGGAGAGGGGGGCGUGGGGAGCGGAGGUGGGGAGGGGAGAGGAGGGGAGGGUCAUGGUGUGCGGAGGGGUUGGUGGUGGAAGGGGCGGGCUGGGCAGGGGAGGCAUGGGGGAGGAGGAGCAUCUGGUGAGGGUGAUGGCGAGCCAGCUGGAACCAUCACCGUUGUGUUCCCUUCAGGGACUGUGGAAGGGCGUCUGCCAGCACAGCAGCCUCGAUUUCAUCCUGCUCACAUGCACUGAAUCUGGACAGCUGCAGUGCCGCCGGGUGGCGCAGUACAAGCAGCCUCCACCGCAUGCCCGCGCGGUUACCACCACCGCCACCCGCAGCAGCGAGCGGCGCCUGCGACGCCGCCAGGCCAGGGCACGAGCUGAGGGGAGAGCGGAAAGGAGUGCCGGGGGGAGCACAGGGGGAAGAGCGGAAGGGAGAGGGGGGGGAGGUGGAGAGAGGGCUGCAGGAGAGGGAGCAGCGCGAGCAGAUGAGACAGCAGGAGGCGUCUUAUACGAGGAGGGAAAAGAGAGGGGAGAAAGGGCGGGGAGGGAGAGGGUGGAAGGUGGGGGAAGGAGACAGGGAGGGGGACAAGGGAGAGGAGGAGGGGGAGGAGGGGGGAGAGUGCAUGGGAGAGUGCAAGCAGCUCCGUGUAGCAGUGGGUAUAGCAGACCAGGGAAAGCAGGGGCGAUCAGGUGGGUGGCAGAUCUGUCCUCGUUUGUGAGUGCUCCGUUACCUCCGAAAGAGGAAAGGCUGUUUGACCUGAAGCGGCCUCUGUUUUGCCCAUCUCAGACAAUUGGGGUGACUGAGAGGAGGGACGGAGGGGGAACCAAGUUACAGCAGGUGGUGGGGAUGGUGCAUGCACUCUCACGGCAUGUGGAGAAGAUUCAGCUGCAUACACGAGUUACCAGGCGGACACUCAGAGACCCCAUGCUGCAGACCUCAAAGCUAGCAGAGGCGACAGCACAGCAGGUACAAGGCUUACAAGACGCCCUGGUGGCCUCUCGGAGGGAGUCGGAGGAGAUGCUGCUGCUGCUGCUGGGCGUGCAGGACCAGUCCGUUCGCCAGUUCGACCUCUUCUCGACCUCGCUUCGCCUCCUGCGCUCCCAGCAAGACGCUCUGAAAGCACAGCAAGACUCGCUGAAAGCAGAGCAACACGCGUUGAGAGCACAGCAGGACACGUUGAGCGGCGAGCAAGAGAGGCUUAAAGGGGAGCAGAUGGGCGCCUGGAUGCAAGCAGAUGGAUCCCUGCAGCCAGAGCUGGUGACUGAAGGGAUGCUGCAGCAGAUUCGAGCACAGCAGGAAGAGCUGAAGGCGCAGCAGGGAGCGCUACUGACACAGCAGGAGCAGGUAAGAGCGCAGCUGGAGCAGCUGAAGAUUCAGCAGGAGCAGCUGGGGGCGCAGCAGGGGGAGGUAGGGGCGGAGAGAGAGCAGCUUCGGGCGGAGCAGGACAUUCGGAGCGCUCAGGAAGGCCUGCUGGGGGCGCAGGAGAAGCUGCUGUCUCUGCUGGCAGCCGUGCAGCAGCGGCACGCCCAGCAGCAGCAGCAUGCGGAGCAGCAGGGUUCUUCCUCUGGAGGGUUGACCGCGCCAAUUCAAUCGGCUUCGCUGCAGGAGUUGAGGGAGCAGCAGCAGGCGCUAGCUCGGGACCAGGAGGCGUUAGCUAGGGAACAGGAGAGGCUGGGGAAGGAGCAGGAGGAGGUGAAGCGGGAGCAGGAGAGGGUGGGGCGGAAGCAGAGGGAGGUGGAGAGGGAGCAGCGGCGCAUGGAGGAGUAUCAGCGGCAGAUGGCGGGAAGGCUGCUGGCGGCUGUUGUGGCUGUGGAGGAGCUGAGAAGAGAGAGUGCCGCUGAUGCUGCUGGCGAUGCUGCCGGUACUACUGCUGGUGACGCAGCGAAUGGACGGGCUGGUGGUGCUGCAGCAUCCCCGUCCUCUUCCAAACCUGCCCCACCAGACGCAUCGCCACCACCUGCACGGCAGAUGGCGGGAAGGCUGCUGGCGGCUGUUGUGGCUGUGGAGGAGCUGAGGAUAGAGAGUGCCGCUGAUGCUGCUGGUGAUGCUGCAGGAGAUGCAGCGAAUGGACGUGCUGGGGGUGCUGCAGCACCCCCUUCCUCAUCCCCAUCCGCCCCACCAGAGGCAUCGCCACCAACAGUUGACUACUGGGCGGAGUGA